GCCUUAAAUUAAUUAACGCGCCUUGUACAGAAAGAGAGAGAAACAGAGGAGAAAUUGUUGUCGAAGAGGAUUCGGGGAGAGUCCGAGGAAACCUCCUUCUCCUUACCUACCAAAGGAGGAGAACGGGCACUUACGGAAAAAUAUCACAUCACAUCACAUGUUUGCUAAAACACAAACUGAGGUGCCUGUUCUUCUCUCCUUUACUCUGACCCAAUCCAUUUAAUUCCUGGUAGGUUUCCAAUAACGUCUUCGCUUCCUCUUUCUCCAUUUUCCAUUUCAAAGCCGCCCAUAAAUUUGAUUGCUUUCAUAACGAAGGCUGUGGCCAACUGGGCAUCGAUUGAAGAUUUGAUUUACUGGGUUUGUUUUGGUUUAAGGGGUUUCGAUUGUUUGGACUCUGGGGUUGAUUUUCUUUGUCGAUAUAUAGGACAUCGAGAAACCUUUGAUGGGUAUAUAUGAUUUAUGAUAUUCUUUGAUAAUAUCGGUUCAGUUUUUGGAUUCGUGGGUGUUGAUGGGUUUGUGAUUGAUCCUUGGAAGCAUUGACUGUUAUAAUUGAAGGGUUUUUUUGAGCAUUUGGUGGUGGGUUUGCUCAGUCGGCUGUAUAUCUUUGAAUGUAUCAUAUUAUUACUGAAGAGGAGGAUCGGCUUGUGAGCGUACCCGACUCUUUUCUGGGUGUUCUCAGGCCAAUUUACCUGCCAAUUGAGCAAAAGGCCUUUUCUUUUUGUUUUCCAAGAGAUAGAUGGGAUAAGGAGUUCUUCAAGCUGCAGGGAGGAUAAUAAAUAAAUAAAUAAAUUUGUCGAAAUUACAAAGUUUUGGGCUUUGGUAGUGCUUUUGUUUGGAGAAAUUUGAGAUGGGUUCUACACAAAGGUCUACUUUGUCAACAAAUGUGGCAGACUUGGUUGAUGCUUCACAAUCGACCCGCCAAGAGGUCUCAUACAUUGAUAGUAUGCCUGUUUAUGUUAGGGAGUUGAUUGCCGGAGGCGCUGCUGGAGGAUUUGCUAAGAGUUCUGUUGCACCACUGGAACGGACCAAAAUACUCUUGCAGACAAGAACAGAGUUCCGUUCUCUCGGAGUGUGUCAAUCUUUGAAGAAGUUGUUUAAGCAUGAAGGUGUUCGAGGAUUCUACAAAGGAAAUGGAGCUAGUGUUGUUCGAAUUGUUCCUUAUGCAGCUUUGCAUUACAUGACGUAUGAGCAGUACAGGUGUUGGAUCUUGAAUAAUUAUUCUGCUUUAGGAUCGGGGCCUCAUAUUGAUCUUUUAGCUGGUGCAGCAGCUGGAGGGACAGCAGUUUUAUGCACUUACCCCUUGGACCUAGCUCGCACCAAACUUGCUUAUCAGGUUGUUAAUACCAGAGGAAACUUCAAGUAUGGCAUGAAAGGUGCCCAGUCUCAAAUUGUUUAUAAGGGCAUAAGGGAUGUGCUUUCAAGUGUUUACAGGGAGGGGGGCUUUCGUGGGCUUUAUCGAGGUGUAGGCCCAACACUCGCUGGAAUCCUCCCUUAUGCUGGUUUAAAGUUUUACAUAUAUGAGAAACUUAAAACGCAUGUUCCUGAAGAAUAUGAAAAGUCCAUUGUGACACGCCUUUCCUGUGGAGCUUUGGCCGGGUUAUUUGGGCAAACUCUCACAUACCCCUUGGAUGUUGUUAGGAGGCAAAUGCAGGUUGAGAAUCUGCAGCCUUCAGGUCAAGGUGGUGUUAGGUACAAGAACACAUUGGUGGGUCUUACAUAUAUUGUUCGUAAUCAAGGAUGGAAAAAGUUGUUUUCGGGCCUAAGUGUUAACUAUAUCAAGAUCGUUCCCUCUGUGGCAAUCGGUUUCACUGCAUACGACACGAUGAAGGCUUGGCUCCACAUUCCGCCCCAUCAGAAGUCCAGUCAAUGACUGCCCUCCAUAAUCAGAGAUUCAGAUUGUGUAAACAUACGAACUCCCAUCGAAGCGAUAGCAUCUGAUGCUAAUAAAAAUAUUGUCUCUCUCUCAAUUACAAUUUACAAGAAAUUUAUGCGUACGCUACUCCCUUUAACAAUGAUGUAUUUCUUGUGCAAAUGGUCCCUUGACAAUCAAUUAUUCAAACUAUAAUGAAUUCUGGAAA
Messenger RNA from Prunus avium (sweet cherry), 2078 nucleotides. Its product is annotated as Mitochondrial substrate carrier family protein. NCBI's taxonomy places the organism in Eukaryota, Viridiplantae, Streptophyta, Magnoliopsida, Rosales, Rosaceae. The record is from RefSeq and is a predicted model, not a curated record. Gene Ontology annotation, biological process: transmembrane transport.